ACUUCCUGCGCCUGACUCAGCUCCCGUCAAACGCCAGCGAGGGCGAUAGCGAUUGGCUGCCUUGGGUCGGGUUAAAAGCUGCUUGCUGCAAACUCCGGCCUCGGCUGCCAGCGGUAACCCCCGAGCAGCCAACGCAGAGUCAGACCGAGCAAGCGGUCGAUUGAUUGUCCUGAUUCCGCUUCUCCUGAGACGCUAAAAUUGGCCAUUCCGCUCUGGCGCGAUUCCUUAGCCUGCGAAGAGGCGUGCAUGUAGAACUGGAUCUGUUUUGCCGGGCUCUAAGCAAGUUUCCAGCUUCUCUCGCCUAUUUCUGUAGGUGAAAGGAUGGUGAAUGAGGAGGAAGAGGGGACUUCUCAGCAGGGAGGCCCUAAACCAGCAGAACCACAUGGGACACAAUUAGAAACUGGCCGGAGGCUUGCUUCCCCAGACCUUGAGCUGGAAGGGGGUGAAAUCAGUGAGAGCAGUUCAGAGACAGACCCAAGAAGCUGUGCCCAAGAAUUGGAGAAUGAAUCUUUUCCCGCUAAUGGAGGAGUUCCAGUGAACGAAACUGUGGCUGUUUGUCCAUCACAGACGCAGUAUAUCUGCCCCGUUUGUGGGGAGUGCUUUAGUGGGAGCUCCUGCCUCACUGAGCAUCAGAGAGCCCACAAAGAUGAGAAAUCAUAUCCGUGCCCUGUGUGUGGGAAAGGCUUUAGCCAGCAAGCUGAUUUGAUUGAACACAUGCAAACCCACACAGAUGAGAAGCCAUUUUCCUGCCUGGAAUGCGGGAGGAACUUCCUCUUCAGCUCUGACCUGGUUGCCCACCAGAAAGUCCACACAGGAGAGAAGCCCUACAUCUGUUUGGAGUGUGGGAAAGGCUUCUCACAGAGUUCACAGCUUAUGUCUCAUCGGAGAGUCCACACAGGGGAAAAACCCUAUGAGUGCAUCAUCUGUGAGAAGAGCUUCCGGUCCAACUAUGAUCUGGUCAACCACCAGAGAAGUCACACUGGAGAGAAACCUUAUAUAUGCUCCGACUGUGGGAAAAGCUUCACCCGGAGCUCGCACCUAAUCUCCCAUCAGAGAGUACACACUGGGGAAAGGCCUUACCCCUGCGGGAUCUGUGGGAAGCGGUUCCGUGACUGCUCACACCUUAUUAGGCAUCAAAGGGUCCACACUGGUGAGAAACCUUACGAGUGCUCCAUUUGUGGCAAGAGCUUCAGGGUCAACUACGACUUGGUGACCCAUCAGAGAAACCACACUGGAGAAAAGCCUUAUGAAUGCCCUGAUUGUGGGAAAGGCUUCAAGCGCAGCUCACAUCUGAUCUGCCACCAAAGGGUUCACACAGGGGAAAGGCCCUAUCCCUGUGGCAUCUGUGGGAAAAGUUUCAGCUAUAGCUCCGACCUUAUUAAGCAUCAGAGAAUCCACACCGGUGAGAAACCUUAUGAGUGUCACAUUUGCGGAAAGAGCUUCAGGAUCAAUGCCGACCUAGUCACUCAUCAGAGGAUCCACACAGGAGAGAAGCCUUAUACGUGCCCAGAUUGUGGGAAAUGCUUUGCUCGGAGCUCACGUCUUGUAUCCCAUCAGAGAGUCCAUGUUAAGGAUGGAAGCCUUGGGUCUACCCUUUCUGAAGCUGACACAUCGCAUGUAACGACUACCUGGUCCUCAGCUCCUGAACGUCUCCGGAGCCAAGAAGAGAAGGAGGCUCCAGUCCUUAAGCAGAGCAAUGACCCUGCAGCGUUGACUGGCCUUGCAAAUUCUAGUCAGUUGGUCCAUGGCGAUACACCUCCAACUACCCAGUUAGUUGAGAUAAAGGUGGAAGAUCCUUUUUGAUUCCUGAUACAUGGAACCUGAGCAGCAAAUGGACUGGAUCUGAAAUGCGUCCUUUCUAGUGACAGAAUAGUAAACAAUACCGAUGAUCCUUCAUUCACUUUAAUUACACACUCAAGGAAAUUUUUAAAGAGGCUUGAAUAACCGUUGUAUUAACUAAAUUAUGGAGUCGAUAAGCUGUCUUUCACAUUGUGCGUAUUGGAGCAAGAGUGCAGUGGCAUAAGGCAUGGCAAAGUCCCCAUGGGGUAGGACCACCAGCCAUAUCUAAAAUUAAAAGCCAUUUUUAAAAACUACUUGCUUUGCUGUUGCUUCCCCAAAGGAAUCCAUGGAAAUGUUGUAUGGUGAGAAUUCUCGAUUAGGAAUUCUUAUAUGCUUUUUUUAUUCCGGGCUGGGGAUGGGGUGAGGGUGGUACACCUGUAAAGAAAGAAAGAAAUGCAACUUGAAUCAGAAAAAAGGAGCACUGUUAAUACACAGAUCUCCUGGGAAUGAGCAAGGGAAAAAAAUUAACUCACAACUGUUGUGUGUUGUAAUGUCCUUUUCUCUUCAAAAUAAGUGUGUGUGUAUGUGUGUUUCUUCAUUCCCAAGAGAUCCAUAUGAAACAACCAUCCCUUUGUUCUUUUCCUUAUGAGGGAAGCCAUGGCUCUUAAAAUAGUUUAAGAUUGCAAUCCUAUAUGUACUUGCCUGGGAGUAGGUCUCAUUGAAAUCAUUAGGCUUGCUUCCAAGUAAUAGGAUUGCAUUCUUGGGGGUUGUAUCCAGUGCUAGUCAUUCUUAGAGUGGUCCCAUUGAAAUUAAUGGACAUGUCUAAUGUAGGUCCAUUAAAUUCAGUGGGUCUACUCUCUAAGUAGAAUUUAGUUGGAUGCAACCCUUAAUCUCUCACAUAGACGUGACCGCAGAUUCUUUCUUUGUAAGCACAGUUAUUUCACAGAAAGACGAUCUUGCUGUUUAUCAUCUCCUAGCAAGUUACCCUGAAUUUGAUUUUUUAAAAAAAUUUAGUUGGAUAGUGUGGAGCUUUAAGUCAUUAAUAAACAUUAUUUAAUUUAAUUUAUAAGGCAUGGCCCUUCCUUGCAGAGUUGACUGCCUACUUGUAAAGGGAUCCCCCAUAGGACACAGCAGAGCCUUGUUGUCAUUUUUAUUCUCCCCAUGAACACAGGCACAUGUGCAGGCACCAUGCCAAGUUAUCUUGGAAAAUGGAAGACCUGUGUGCCCUGCAUGUUCCCUUCCAACCGGGCCCCUCACCUGCAGCGCAAACCUACGCAUGUUUACUAAAAAACAUGUCACACUUUUUUCAGUGGGGCUUACUUCCAAGGAAGUGUGCCUAGGACCGCAGCCUUAGUCACGGAAUAUGAGCAACGCACUUCAUGUUCUUUGGUCGAGGAGUUGGGGGAGGGCUGGAUGGUUGGGGAGGUGAGAGGUUCUUUCUGAUGGCUUGGCAGCUUGCCUGAGCAUAUAUCCAUGUGGCAGGGGGGAGGACAAAAACAGGGCUUUGCUAGGCCGUGCAGCAAUUCCUUUCUGCACCCAGUGCGGGGAAAGAUCGCACCCAAUUUUUAUUUCAAGAUGCAUUUUUAAACAAUAUUUCCAAAGAGUUUCAGUCUAAAUAGACAAAAAAUAAGCUAUCCUGACACAAAUAUUUUAAUGCAGUUAUUCCAAUAUGAUCAAAAAUAUUUACUAUCUUCCCUAGAAAUCCUCCACUGACUUCCUUUCCCUUUGCUUAUCUGUACUGUUGUUAUACUCUUCUUUUUUUCUUGCCCUGGUGUUUCAGUUGUUUUGCUAACCAUUCCACGGAUGAGAAAGGAAGGGUGAGAAAAUGUGGUGCCAGUGGGUGACUUCCAGUACCUUAGUCAACUUAAUUAGAUAGCAGCUUACAAACUGAGCAUGAAAUAGAUAGUCAGUGUAUUUGCUUCAGCCAUUGUAGUUAAGCACUUGCACAGUAGCCACAGAUGGCAGGGAGUUGCAUGCAGGCAAGUGAAGGGGCUGUUCUCUCCCUCCUCUGCACCCAUCAUAGAAACCAAGCGGGCUGUUAGAGGAGGGAAUCCCCCUUCUCUGUGCCUGGCUAGAAAUGUAGGGGAGGAGGGACAGUGGUCUCUGUCCCAUCUCUGCUGCCUCUCAACUGGCUAGUGUGUGCAGGCUAGUAACUUUUGGGGGAUAGGAAACCUGUGGCCAGGUCCUAUCAGCCUCAGCCAACAUGGCCAGCGGUCAAGAAUGAUGGGCAUUGGAGUCUAGGCAUAUCUGGAGAGCUACAGAUUCCCCAUCACUGAUUUACAGGGUUGCCGUAGGUCAGCCUUCAUCAACCUGGUGCCUUCCAAGAUUAUUUGGACUACAACUUCCAUCAGUGCAGCCAUCUUAAGACUACCAAGUUAGUGAAGGCUGCCAUAGUUAAUGAUAGAAAUAUUAAAAAUCACAAAGCCAGCAGUGGGAGAGUAAAAAAUGUUCAAACAAAUACAUAACCAUAAGCAUGAUCUGAGCAAGCUGGUCAUAAAGAAGUUUUAUACCAAUCUUUAUUACCAUUUAUAGACAUACCUGGUAAAAUCUCUCCUACAGUAUAUUGCAAACUUAUUCCUAAUUUUUUCAGCUGCCCCUGCAGAGAUUGCCAUAGUAUAUAGUUAGUGAGUUUAUCCGCAGCUAGGAAUCAGCAAAUCAUUGGUGGUCUGUAACUUCCUAUAGCUUAUUAUGAAACCCAGGAGCUGAUAUUCUCAAUUCAAUUUUGACCACAUUUGUAAAAGCGUACAUUUCACAAAGCAAUUGUCUCUUGGUGUUACUUGCCCUGUUUAAUAUAAUGAAUUAGAAAAUACACAGAAGGAAUGAUUUUUUAUCUGGAAUGAAUUUUUAUCUUUUUUUAAUUUUCCCCAGGCGCUUGUACUUUGCCUUCCUUAGAGACUGGGAAGUGGCAAGCAGGCUUGCUGUUUUAAGGUCUUUAUUGCCUACUUUCAACUGUCUCAGGCUCUUAAGGGAGGCAGGGGAAGGGCCUUUCCCUUCUGUGCAUUUGCUGAUCCUCAACCUCUGAGAUAGGUGCAUUUUGGUGUAUGAUGGUGCAUUUUAAGAAAGCAGUUUUUUAAAGUUUUCCAGUCAUGUUAUAUUUCUUCAGCCUCAAGAAAGCAGGAUUGAUGUAUCACCUUUUUGUGAGUUGAUUUUGUAUUUGCCUCCCGUUAUGUUCCAAUUUCCCGUGGGUGUUGUAGGUUUUUAUAAAUAGUACAUACGGUUAACCAUCUAGUAUUAAGACUAGGGUACAAUAAAUACUGUGAUAUUAAUCACUCCAAUGCAUAUACAAAUCAGCAUUUAUAAUGUGAAUAUUUUUCCCAUGCUGAACCAGAGCUGAACUGAUUCAGGUAUGCAAAAACAGUUGUCCAUUGCCCCCAACCAAUUUCAGUCAUAGUUGAACCUGAUCCGGAAGUAAAUCAGAAAAUGUUACUCUUCUAACUUGCAAGUAAUCUACUGAUUUUUUUUUUAAGUAUGCUACACUAACAUCAAAGGUGGAAUUGUUGUCAGCAGCCAAUGGCUUUCUUACUGUAAGCCUGCUUGUUGCACAAUGUAAUCCUGUUAUCUUAAAAAAAAAAUUGAGUUCAAGCUUUGUUGGCCAAAGUUGAAUGCAAAAUGCAAGACCAGAGAUUGUGCACAGGUUAAGGAAAGGAAGGACAAAACCCCAUUUAAUGUGGAAAUUUUGCUCAGCCAGUUGUGGUCACAUUGUGUGUGGCAAAGUACUGUGCUUUGUUAUCUGAAGAUAUCUUCCAAUUGCAUACAUGCAUGCUCAUAAGCAGAGAAUAUUUGACUAUGGAACCACUGCUAGCCAGGAUUGAGAUAUCAAUUAAUUUCAUAAAGAGUAAUGCUUCUCUCUCUCUCUCUCUCUCUCUCUCUCUCUCUCUCUCUCUCUCUCUCUAUAGAGAGAGAGAGAGAGAGAAGGAUCCAAAUAGUGUUAGCUUGAUCAGAGUUGUACUUUCUCUUCAGCUUGGCUAGCUGAAUUUAAAGGAGUUAAUGUUGGAAAAAUUUCACUCUCUCAAUUAGAUUUACCUUUAAGCUUUCUGUUUUUAAUUGACCUGUUUUGUUAUAUCUCUGUCUGCUGUUCUUCUACCUGUAUUAUUUCUUUAUCUUAUUGUCCCUGUAGAUUUGGGCUUUUCAAUUUGAAUUUAUUGUAUUCCAGUUUCUUACGAUAGUCAAUAAAGUUUGUUUAAAAUGUAUUUUGGAUGUCUUGUCUGCCAUCUGGGAACAUCAGUCCAAACGUAAAAGGAAAAAUAGUUGCAUUCCACGUAUUGGAUUCUUUAAGAAACAUUUCUAAUAUGAUACUGGUGCUACACACAUAUUUGCUUGUAUGGUGAUAAGCAAGGGAGUUGAUCUAUUCUGCCUUUCAACCUAAAUAUUCAAAGUGGCAAUGAGGACUCAAACCAUUUCAUGCAGGAAUGGAUAAUCUGUGGUCCUCUAGAUAUCAUUGGCUCCCAACUCUCAUCAGCCCCAGCUAUCAUGGGCAAUUGUCAGGGAUGAUGAGGUUGUAGUCAAACAACAUCUGGAGUGUCACAGGUUCCCUAUCCUGACUUAAUGUAUCCUCGAUCAAGUUGUCCUUGCCCAACAGCUAAGCACAUAUUUAUUGGCAAACUGGUUUAUUUCCCAGGUUCCACAGCUCAAAAUUCAUAAUCUAUUGAUCAAAAUUCAUACAUCGCCCAAAAGUUUCUAUAGACUUAUAUCAUGUGGGUUCUUUCUUUCUUAGGUUUAGAAAGACUUUUUUCCCCAUAAAAGGAGUUGGAUCUUUUUCUUGCGUGUUCAGCUGUGUGUAGCUGUAUUUUCAUGGAUACAUCAGCAUGACUCUGGCAGUGCAAUCCUAUACGUGUUGACUCAGAAGCAAUCCCAUUCAAUGGGGCUUACUCCUUGACAAGUAGGUAUAGGAGUGUAACCUGAAUUAACUAAGUCAAGAGUCUGGAACAAACUUUGGAAACCAUGUGUUAGCUAAAAUAAGCACAAUCAUUUUGUCUGCUAGCCUGUCUUUGAACAUGUUGAGGUGUGUAUUAGUUAAGAGUAAUAUUUUCAAUUUUGCUUUAGUUUCUCAGAUGCCUGAAUGUAAGCGCCAUUUUC
Rhineura floridana is the source of this 6855-nucleotide messenger RNA. RefSeq names its product zinc finger protein 436-like. NCBI's taxonomy places the organism in Eukaryota, Metazoa, Chordata, Lepidosauria, Squamata, Rhineuridae. The transcript is spliced from 2 exons. The record is from RefSeq and is a predicted model, not a curated record. Gene Ontology annotation, molecular function: DNA-binding transcription activator activity, RNA polymerase II-specific; RNA polymerase II cis-regulatory region sequence-specific DNA binding. Gene Ontology annotation, biological process: regulation of transcription by RNA polymerase II. Bases 322 to 1803 code for a protein of 493 amino acids. Gene Ontology annotation, cellular component: nucleus.